Molecule: messenger RNA, 837 nt
Organism: Camellia sinensis
Lineage: Eukaryota; Viridiplantae; Streptophyta; Magnoliopsida; Ericales; Theaceae
Source: RefSeq, a predicted model, not a curated record
AUGAAAUCUAAUGCCCCCUGGGCUCCUCCCAUUACAAUUGAGAACAAGCCGGUUAAAGCUAGCGACAGCGUCGAUGAUAUUGAAGUCAGCGUUGCCCUCUCUACCGCGCUGCUCCUCCCCCAAGAUCUCAAUCGCAAUGCCGAGAUGAGCGAGUAUGAGAACUUUGCUCUGAUGUUGCAACGCUCCGCCCAAGCGAUCCAGCAUGGCCACUCCUUUGCGAUGCAGGCAUUUGCCAUCAAGAAGGAGUUGGAAAAUAAAACCAAGGAGGCUGCAAGCUUGCAGAGGGCCCUUAACAAGGCUGAGGGCAAACUAAAGGGCUUGACAGAUCAGGUUGAGGCAGCCAAGAAGGCCCAGGACGAGGCCGAAGAAAAGGCUAAUGCUGCAGAUGCCAUUGCCAAGGUCCUUGCGGCCGAAAAAAAAGAGGCCGAGGCAAAGCUGGUUGAGGCCCAAAAAGAGCUUCAGGAUGCCCUGGCCACAAAGGACUCCCCCCUCAAGAAUGUCGGCGACCUCCCCCUGCCAUUCCCCCCUACUCCAAGCCAAUCCAAAGACGAUUCUGAGUCCGAGAAGGAAGCUUUGGUCAGGAAAAAGAAGGAAGUUGUUGUGGCCAAGUCCCCUACUCUGAAUGAGCAAGUUGUGGACAUUUCUCAGGAUGAGGAGGGUGAGGUCUCCAAAGAUGCCACUCCUGAGAAGACAACAUCGAGCGCGCUUAUCACCGAGCAAAGCAUCGACCAGACUCUUCAAGAGAUUGAUGCUGAGCUCGUGGCUAAAAAGGCCGCCGAGAUGUCUUCCCAACUGUCUUCUGAACCUCAGACCCAACCAGCCAAAGACGCCAAAUAG